This is a messenger RNA of Podospora bellae-mahoneyi, 1863 nucleotides long. RefSeq names its product Sterol O-acyltransferase 2 (Sterol-ester synthase 2). The coding region runs from base 1 to 1800 and encodes 599 amino acids. The transcript is spliced from 2 exons. Gene Ontology annotation, molecular function: ergosterol O-acyltransferase activity. Lineage: Eukaryota; Fungi; Ascomycota; Sordariomycetes; Sordariales; Podosporaceae. Gene Ontology annotation, cellular component: endoplasmic reticulum membrane. Gene Ontology annotation, biological process: ergosterol metabolic process. The record is from RefSeq and is a predicted model, not a curated record.
AUGACGGUGCUAGCCAACGGUGAGGAUAACGGUGCGAUGGAUUCGACGGUGGCAUUUAACGGCUUUCAUCAUGGCCACAACUCCGGGUCGGAGGCGGCUCGGCCGGGGAUAUCGUCGAUUGAGAGCUCGACUACUACGAGUGAGGAGGAGUUUGGGGCGGAUUUAUCGCUUUCGAGGCAGAAGACGGUUACUGCGCAGUCUUGUCGCGAUGACUACCAGCCGUCGACACCACCAUCGUCGUUUUCUCAACCAACACCAUCGACGCCACCCCUCACACCUAAGUUUACUACCCAUGUCGUCAAAUCAGAGCAAAAUGAGAGGAAACACCAUCACCUUCGCCACCACAAACAAUUCACCACCCCGAUCUUCACCCCCUCGUUGACAACAUUUGACCGGCACAAUCCCCUCGCCACCUCGUCCCCGUUCUUCGGAUUUUACACCCUGUUUUGGAUGUCGGUUUUUUUGUUCGUGGUCAAGAUUGGGGCGGAUAACUGGAGGGAAUAUGGCAAUGUGCUUGGGACGCAUGAGAUCCUGUCGACGAUGUUUGCUCCUGGGAAGGAGGUGGUGGUGUUGGGUCUGGCGGACGGGGUGAUGUGUGGGUUGACUGGGGUUGGCUUAGUUAUACAACGGGGGGUGGUGUUGAGGAGGGGGGUGAAUUGGGAUGGGUCCGGGUGGGUGGUUCAGCAUGUUUGGCAGACGGGGUUUAUGGCUGGGGUGGUGGGUUUUACUCUUUGGAGGGGGUGGCCGUGGACGCAUACGGUUUUUUUUGUUAUGCAUGGGGUUGUGAUGGUGAUGAAGAUGCAUAGUUUUGGGUUUUAUAAUGGUUAUUUGUCUGGGUUGUGGAAGAGGAGGGAGGGGCUGAAGGGCAGGGUGGAGAGGUUGGAAAAGGGGGUGAUAACUGAGGGAGUUGCUAGCUCUGUUGAGAAGGCGAAUAACACCGCAACAACAACUCGAAGACGGCAUGGGGAAGGGGAAGAAACUGAUACGCUCAAGGAAGUCAACAUGCUCAAAAGUGAAAUCGAGGCUCUUACUGAGGAGCUCAAGGGCAAGGCAACAGAUCCGUCGAGGGCAUACCCGAAUAACCUCACCGUCUGGAACCACUACGAGUACAUUGUCUUCCCGACGGUGGUCUACGAACUCGAAUACCCCCGCUCCAACAAAAUCAACGUCUACUACGCCCUCGAGAAACUGGUCGCCUGCUUCGGCAUCAUCUUUGUCAUGAUCAUGAUCUCCCAGGCCUUUAUCUACCCGGUCGUGAUGCAGACUCUGGAGAUGAAGGCGCAGAACAUGCCCCUGGCCGAACGGUUCAAGCAGUUUCCCUGGAUGCUGCUGGACCUGAUCUUCCCGUUCAUGAUGGAGUACCUGCUGGUGUGGUAUCUGAUCUGGGAGACCAUCUUGAACUUUUUAGCCGAGAUCACGUACUUUGCCGACAGGAGCUUCUAUGAUGCGUGGUGGAACUGUGUGAGCUGGGAUCAGUUUGCGAGGGACUGGAACAGGCCGGUGCAUAAUUUCCUGCUGAGGCAUGUUUAUCAUAGCUCCAUCUCGGCGUUCAAGGUCAACAGGCAUACGGCGACGCUGAUUACGUUUGGGCUGUCGGCUUGUGUGCAUGAGCUGGUGAUGUGGUGUAUUUUCAAGAAGUUGAGGGGGUACUUGUUGGUGUUGCAGAUGUGCCAGUUGCCGUUGGUGAGGUUGAGUAGGACUAGAUGGCUCAAGAAUAGAGCAACGCUUGGGAAUAUGAUAUUCUGGCUGGGGAUAUUCACUGGGCCGAGUGUGCUGUGUAGUCUGUAUCUAAUUCUGUAAAUUUGUUUAUGUCAGCAGCAAUGGAAUCAUUAGUAGAGAGAGUUGUUUGCGGUUGUUCCUUUG